This is a messenger RNA of Heterostelium album PN500, 930 nucleotides long. It is a transcript of the gene ctsZ, whose product is annotated as C1 family peptidase. The coding region runs from base 1 to 930 and encodes 309 amino acids. The record is from RefSeq and is a predicted model, not a curated record. The transcript is spliced from 6 exons. NCBI's taxonomy places the organism in Eukaryota, Evosea, Eumycetozoa, Acytosteliales, Acytosteliaceae. Gene Ontology annotation, cellular component: lysosome. Gene Ontology annotation, molecular function: cysteine-type endopeptidase activity.
AUGAGAUUUGCUGCUUAUUUAUUAGUAUCUGUUGUAGCAUUAGCUGUUGUUGCCUCUGCCAUUCAAGAGCACCAACAAACCAACGUCUUCAGUGGUAGCCUUCGUCAAAAGUGUUACAAGAAGAGUUCUGAAAUCUUCCAAGACAGAAUCAAAUCACCACUUCCAAGUGAAUAUAUCACUGAAGUACCAACUUCUUGGAAUUGGGCAAAUGUAUCUGGUGUUAACUACUUGACCAUGAACAGAAAUCAGCACAUUCCACAAUAUACUUUAUCACCUAUGAUGGAGAUUGGUGGCUGUUGGGCUUUCGCUUCCACAUCUGCCCUUAGUGACAGAAUCAAUAUUAUCCGUCGUGCUGUUUGGCCUCAAGUUAAUUUGGCUCCACAACAUUUGAUCAAUUGUAAUGGUGGUGGAACUUGUGAUGGUGGUGACCCCCGUGCUGCUUAUGAAUUCAUGGCUGAAAGUGGUAUUGUCGACGAAACCUGUCAACCAUAUCAAGCUGUAAAUGGACUUGCCUGUACUCCAGCUUGUAAAACCUGCAACCCAGAUGGUACAUGCGUUGCCAUUCAAAGAUAUACCAAUAUUACCGUCGAUGAGGUUGGUAAAGUAAGUGGUGAGAAGGAAAUUAUGGCUGAAGUUUAUGCAAGAGGACCAGUGGCAUGCUCUAUUGAUGCCACAGAUAAAUUAGAAAGUUACACUGGUGGUAUUUUUAAAGAGUUUGUAGCAGUUCCAAUUCCAAAUCACAUCGUCAGUAUUGUUGGUUGGGGAGAAGAGAAUGGUGAAUCAUAUUGGAUUGUCAGAAAUUCAUGGGGAAUGUACUACGGAGAGCAAGGUUUCUUCAGAAUCGUCAGAGGUAGUCCAUUCGAAAACUUGGGUAUCGAAUUAGACUGUGCUUGGGCCACACCAAACUUGAAAGGAUUGCCAGCUUUUUAA